Messenger RNA from Sorex fumeus (smoky shrew), 1018 nucleotides. RefSeq names its product ras homolog family member C (gene RHOC). Gene Ontology annotation, molecular function: GTP binding; GTPase activity. The transcript has 5 exons. Lineage: Eukaryota; Metazoa; Chordata; Mammalia; Eulipotyphla; Soricidae. Gene Ontology annotation, cellular component: neuron projection. The record is from RefSeq and is a predicted model, not a curated record. The coding region runs from base 117 to 698 and encodes 193 amino acids. Gene Ontology annotation, biological process: small GTPase-mediated signal transduction.
CCUGGCCCCGCCCUGCCCCCGCCGCGGCGCCGGAGGAGGGCGGGCGGCCCCUCGGGUCAGUCUCUACCUCGGACACACGCCGCGCAGCUGGAGGCGGCGGAGCGGAAGCCCCAGCCAUGGCUGCCAUCCGCAAGAAACUGGUGAUCGUGGGGGAUGGGGCCUGCGGGAAGACCUGCCUCCUCAUUGUCUUCAGCAAGGACCAGUUCCCUGAGGUCUAUGUCCCCACCGUCUUCGAGAACUACAUCGCAGACAUAGAGGUGGACGGCAAGCAGGUGGAGCUGGCACUGUGGGACACAGCGGGACAGGAAGACUAUGACCGCCUGCGGCCUCUCUCAUACCCGGACACCGACGUCAUCCUCAUGUGCUUCUCCAUCGACAGCCCAGACAGCCUGGAGAACAUUCCUGAGAAGUGGACCCCCGAAGUGAAGCACUUCUGCCCCAAUGUGCCCAUCAUCCUCGUGGGAAACAAGAAGGACCUGCGGCAGGACGAGCACACCAGGAGGGAGCUGGCCAAGAUGAAGCAGGAGCCUGUUCGAUCUGAGGAAGGCCGCGACAUGGCAAAUCGGAUCAGUGCCUUUGGCUACCUCGAGUGCUCAGCCAAGACCAAGGACGGGGUGCGGGAGGUGUUCGAGAUGGCCACGCGGGCUGGCCUCCAGGUCCGCAAGAACAAGCGUCGGAGGGGCUGCCCUAUCCUCUGAGCGCCCCAGUUCCCCCACUUCCCAUUAGCCCUGUUCGCGGGGUGUAGGAAGCCCCCAUCACCCCACCCUCACUCUCUUGGAGCUCCAUGCCCAAGGUUCCCUUUUCCAGCUCCCUCUGCCUGGGACUGCACGACAUUUGGUCAGCUCCCUGGCCCCCUUGGGCGGGCAGUGGUGGGUCCUUACUCUGCCCUGAUCACAGGUGGGCACCUUCAUCUUUUUGGCCUUCUCUGGAGGAUCACCACACACCAGCACUUUAUACAUUUCCAGCUCCCAGCAGUGGGGUGGGGCACGCCACGGUGGAAUGGAGCCCACCCCCCACC